This is a messenger RNA of Moesziomyces antarcticus, 1185 nucleotides long. RefSeq lists its product as uncharacterized. The coding region runs from base 1 to 1185 and encodes 394 amino acids. Lineage: Eukaryota; Fungi; Basidiomycota; Ustilaginomycetes; Ustilaginales; Ustilaginaceae. The record is from RefSeq and is a predicted model, not a curated record. The transcript has a single exon.
AUGCUGCUUUCCUUCCUUGCCAAGUGCCAUUUCGGCGUUCUGCUGACGGUACUAAUCGGUACCGCUGUAUCGCAGCCAGUCGGUGGUGACGAAUGGACUUUCGGCCAAGUUCCAACUCACGGUCAAGAGGAGUCGAACCUGUUCGGGGCGGACCACGGAUGGCACCCUGAUCAAGCAAGCUUCCCAAACAGUCCCCGGGCGUGGAGUGGUGGCUCGGUAUCACCAGCUGCAAUCAACUCUCGAUGGGACGGUGCCCAAGCCGCAGGCUCUUCCCAAGCCCCGACUGUGGAGAGCCACGCGCCUGCAGCUGAGCAAUUCUACCCACACAUUUUGGAAUCGCAGGAUUCUCAGCUACACCACGCCUUGGCGCCAAGCUCGGCAGCUCACCCGAUCGAUUGGUUUUCCGACAAUGCUCACCUCGCCUUCGGUGUCCGACUCAAGAGGAUGCUGGCGGCCAGGGCAACUUUCGGCGGCGACAGACGACAGUGGGAGACGUGGUCGGAGCACAUGCGAAGAGCAAUGGGAAGUCGGGAACUGCAGAUCUCUCCUGUGAACGUCGGAGACUACGGUUAUGACCGCGUCUUCAUAGCUCAGGACGGGCAUGCCGUAUCUGGAUUUUAUCCUCCUUUGACGCAGGCUCUCCCUCGCUGGCCUCCAAAUCAGCAUCUCCUGGGAGAUAUCAUCCCUGGCAAGCUCGAGGGUGAGAAAGAGGUGGUCAGCUCUCACGAACGCGUAUAUGUCUACCUCAACAGCCGAGAAAACAUGGACUACAUCAACAGGGAAUACUUCCUAGGUCAUGCCCAGUUCCUUCCCAUCCUGCCGGAAAAGCUGAGCAGAAAGCACAUCAACAAGGUCUUUGCGGUGCGUCGAAAUACGGUCCUGCUUCCACCGCGGACUCCGCAUGGGCUCCCUCUGCUGGUAAUUCGUCACACGGGCGUUCAAGGUGUUUCCGAGGGAUUGGAGGCGAUCACUGGCGUCAGUGCAAACACGCAGCGGAUGUCGCUUUGGUCUCCCGUCCUGUACGACGGAAAGAGAUACACGACAGUGCUGUAUGGAGUGGUCGUCAUGGACCCUCAACACAACGAAGAGGUACUUGCACAUCUUUGGAGGCAGAACGAGUUAAGGGAUGCCAGCACCUACGCCGCCUUAUAUGCUCUCGGAGAUGUGGCACACCAUUUUCACUGA